UUCCUGUCCUCAGUGACGGUGUGCAAUCUCUGUCUUCCCCCCUCCCCCCCUUUGCAGACGUCCUUGAGCUUUUGAGACGGAUGUGAGCGGGUUUUGAGUCUUCAUGCAAAACAACUAACUAAACAUAACAGAUGACAUCAGCUCGGGCUUUUCAAUUCCUGGAUGGCAGCGGCGUGUUAAUCCAACCUUCAUCCUGGAUUUCAUAAACUAAAACAAGAGAGUUUGGCAGGACGACAACUCGGCCGGAUUGAGGAAAUGGAUGACGGCGAAGCGUACGGGCAACCCAGCGUAUAAAACUCAUCCACUUGUAGCCCGAUGCUCAGCUAUUCCUUUGGACUCGGGACCGCCGCACCCCUCCGUCCCGAACGCUGGGCUCAAACUUGAGUACUCGACUCAGAAGCCCAGGCUCCUCGUGCCCCGGAGAAUCAGCCAUGGAGUGUCUCUGGCUGCUGCUGACCGCCCUGCUGGUACCUGUGCACCUGGCGGGGACCUGGCCCCCCACAUACGCGGUCGAUUGCCCCGCGCACUGCGACAGCAACCAAUGCAAAACCAGCCAGCGCUGCAAACAGACGGUGCUGGACGACUGCGGAUGCUGCCGCGUGUGCGCCGCGGCCGCCGGGGAGAGGUGCUACCGCACGGUGUCCGGCGUGGACGGCGCCAAGUGCGGCCCGGGGCUACACUGCCAAUUUUCCAACCUCCAGGAUGUUUUCGGUGAAGAGUUUGGUAUCUGCAAAGAGUGUCCCCUUGGUACCUUUGGGAUGAACUGCAAAGAGAUCUGCAAUUGUCCAUCUAUCAUAUGUGAUAAAGUCAACGGAAAAUGUUUGAAAUUUUCCUUUUUCCAGGCUAAUUCAAAGCCUUCUGGCCGGAGAUCGGUGGCCCAUUCAGAUCAUGACAUGGCUUCUGGAGAUGGCAAUUCAGUCAAAGAACAAUUUGUGAAAAAGAAUGCAACUCGCUCUCCAAUAAUGAAAUGGCUAAAUCCCCGCUGAUACCGGUUAUGGUUUGAUUGGACAGCCAAACGAGUCCUCCCUUUGAAGAUUGUUUAAUACACAGUCAGACAUUUCAAAAGCAAUCUGAUUAUUGAAUAGGAAAACCAAAUUUCUGUGAUCCACCGAGACUCUGGGGGGUGGGGGGGGGACCUUUACUUAGAUUCUGUAAAAUGCGUCUGACUGGACACUGUUAGAUAUUUGUCUUGAUAAGUAUUUGAUCACUAGACAUAUUCUAGAUUGGUAAGCUAUAUAGCAAUAUUGAAGAAAUUCAAAGAAAAGACAUUUAAAUAAUUCCAGUAUGCAGGUGUGAGUGCCAAAGAGAAGACAUCCAGAGCCAAACCUCCUACCCUGUCCUUUGCAUGGCCUGACUACAAGGUAUGGGAAGCCUAGGAAGGGUAGGAUCCAUAUCAUAUGCUCACUUGUGAUCACUUUCCAUCAUGGUAAUGAUCGUAAUAGGAUUGAGGGCUUUCUUUCACGUAGAGAGAAACAAGGGGAAAUCCAAAUGAGAAAACCGAGUCCAAACAAGUGGGAUGGACGUCUGCUGCCUCUGUGAAAUUGUGUAGAAGGGGCUAAUACUAGGGCACAGUUUAAAGGACUGCUUAGAUACCUGCAGACUCAGAUGACUCAUGGGAGGUUCCAGGACAGAGGGAAGGUGUGGCUUUGGAAAUAAUCUGAAAGAACGAGUUUCCACCUCAGAGGCAGGGGAUGGAGACAUUUUUGUUCAAUGUGGGGGGAGGGUAAAUAUUUAUAUAUUUUUAUAAUGCUACAUGUUACUAUGAUUCACCAAGUAUGCCCAUAUUUAUCUCUUUCUUGAGGAGGUGAGCAUGGCAUAGACCAUGAAGAAGAUGGUAGUGGGAGACUCCAGAGGGCUCCCAAAGGCAGCUUUAUCUUUCCAAACACCAGUAACCUGCUGGCUGAAUGGCGAUGAUAAUAAUAGAAUUCAUAAGCAUAAGUGGAAUCUAGAACACUUCAGCCACAUGACCCUUAGAUAUUCACUAGAUUCCCACCCCCACCCCCAUGUACUGUGACUGAUAUGUCAUUCAACUUCACAAUCGCAAAUGACUCUUCAAGCAAAGCAGACAAAGGAAGACUCAUUCUAAGCCCGUGGGCUGACUUUUUUGACUCUGAGGGAUUUGUAUGCCUCUUUCUUAAACCUGGAAAAUGGGGAUGUAUGAUGAAAAUCGGGGUACAGUUAAGAUGAUCCUAGCCUAUGCUGGACCGCCUCACGAGAUGCUGGCCAGGAACAUUUGCAAAAUAUUUUAUUUGAAGUUAAGAAUUGAGUAUAAUUAUUAUUGUUAUUAUAAUAAUUAUUAUUAUUUAAAAAUGAUUUCACUAUUUACACAGAUCUUAGACUCUAAGUUUAUGCUGGAGUUGCAAAUGGCAUGUGGGGGUCUUCGAAUGUAAAUCUAACAAGCUGUUCGAUUUUUGUUUUUAAAAGGCCACGUUCAUUAUUGUUCAAUAAAAGUCAAACUGCUAUCAUGGUG
Molecule: messenger RNA, 2470 nt
Organism: Monodelphis domestica (gray short-tailed opossum)
Lineage: Eukaryota; Metazoa; Chordata; Mammalia; Didelphimorphia; Didelphidae
Gene: ESM1
Product: endothelial cell specific molecule 1
Biological process (GO): angiogenesis; positive regulation of hepatocyte growth factor receptor signaling pathway
Cellular component (GO): extracellular region
Molecular function (GO): hepatocyte growth factor receptor binding; integrin binding
Source: RefSeq, a predicted model, not a curated record